Pelecanus crispus (Dalmatian pelican) is the source of this 318-nucleotide messenger RNA. Lineage: Eukaryota; Metazoa; Chordata; Aves; Pelecaniformes; Pelecanidae. The record is from RefSeq and is a predicted model, not a curated record.
AUGAAGCACUUCUCUGGCGAGCCCUGGGCAGCCUUCACUGUGCUCUUCUUUGCCACUGUGCUCCGGUAUUCCAGCUCAGCAGCUGAAGACGUCUCCAAUGUUUCAACAAGCUCCAUGCUCACAACUGAGUACGAAGCACCAUGUCUUAAUGUGAACUUCUGCACACAAGCGGCGACAUGCUGCCCAACGGGCAUGGACGAUUACGGAUGGAUUGCAGCGGCUGUCGGCUGGAGCCUCUGGUUUCUGACUCUCAUCCUGCUCUGCGUGGACAAGGUCAUGAAACUCCGGCCUGACGAACCCAAAUAUUUGGUGGCCUGA